UUUAGCUACACUAUUACAAUUCCAUUUUGAUCAAUUCGACUUAUGUAGUAAAACUUUUUUAAAAUGAUAGCACACAACUGUAUUUUUUUGUCAUUAUAUUUAAUACUAAUAGUCAACUUUGUAAUGAUUGAAUCAACAAAAAAAGUUUCGCCGCCAUAUUACGUCAGUCGAACAUACUCCCUUUUCUACGUUAAUACAGUGAAUACAUUGAAAACCUACAACCAGCAAGAAAUAAAAUUUAACGAAAAAGAAAUUACAACUUUGCAAACCCCUGUUCAGACCCUUAACGACACUAAAGGCCGCAAUAUUGUGUUUGAUAAAUUUUACAAGAAAAUCGAAGACAUUAAAUGUACUUGCUCAUUAAUCAUAAAAUCAAAACUGGUGCACUUGACAAAUAUUCUGGAAGGCUUGCGAAGAGGCGGAACUAUCGAAGUUGCACUAGAUGAACUUAACGUAUUAAAAGAAGAAGCUGGUUUUAUGGUUCUGCUGUUUGAAAAGGCCAAAGGCAAAGCGGGUAAAUGGUUUUGGAGUUAUUAUUUCAAAAUCAUGGCAAUGAUUGAAUAUGAGAGCAACAAAAAUUUCUUCAGGGAAACUCCUUUCGAAGAAGAGGAAUUACAAAGCGAUAUUACAAAUUAUAUAGAAUACUGCAAGAAUAACAAAUAUUUUCCCAAAAAUAAACCACAGGAUGAUUUGGUGUCGAAAAAUCCCAAUGUACCAAUUAACAUCUUUAAAGUUCUGCAAAGGUCUGUAAUUAUUGGUGUACAUUAUGCUGACAUCAUGCAGCACAUUUCGAUCGAAUAUUUGUAUCUAAAACCAUUAUGGGAUGAACACGAAUUACUGUUUGCAAAAAUAACAGGCUCAGUCGUAGAAUGGAGGCCAACGAUAAGACGCCACGCCGCCGAAGUGAAUAAAACUAAGGAAUUCAUUGAAAACCGCGAAUGGAUAUCGAAGCCGUUUGGCCACCUUACUUACCACAAGUUGAUUCAACAAAUCAUCAGUGUGAGGAUGUACACUUGUCUGUGGGUAAUGUUAGUAAUGUUCAACAAAGAAAUGCCUAAAAUGGAUCUGUUGCAUUUAAAACUUUUGUACAUGGAGUCAAUGCGAACAAUUGACACGGGACCCGAAUUCAUGCCAUAUACCGACACUUUUUAUUCUGAUGUAGUAGCAGAGUUUCGUUAUGCAAUGAAAGACAACCAAAACGUCUUUGAUAGCAUUAUUACUAGGAUAUCCGCAAGAGUUAAAGAAAUUUCAGUUGAGUUGAAUGGCUGUAAUUCAAAUGGAAGUGAUUGGAUCAGUAUUGACAUAAAAGAACCGUUGACUUAUGCUAUGAUAUUGGAAUUUCUUGGAGAAUUUAGGCAUUUCUUUAAUCUGUUAAAAGAAAAGAUAAAAGCUGUUAACUAUGAGCUUGCAUUAAGUAUGGCGGUCGAAGGAAAUUGAUAUUUUUGAGUAUAACGGAAAACCCAUUUAUGCUAGAUUCCACUAAUGGUACAGUAGGUCGUAAAAAUUUGGCCUUUUUCGUUUCUACUAAAUUCCCAAAAAAUCGUUUUCGCGUCUUUUAUUAUUUUAAUUACUUUUUAUUUUAAAAUGUGUCCAAGUACAUUAUCCUAAUGUUUUUUUUAUAUAUAAUUUUAUCUAACACACAAAUCGUAUUAUCUAUUAAACAUAACAAAUAUUUUGGUAUUGUAGAGUCCACAAAAAAAAUUGUGGACUUUAAGAAAUUUAUAUUGAGAAGGAAAAAUAAAUUCUUUAUAAGUAAUCCGUCUUGUAUGUAGUAUAAGGCUUUUAACGUUUUUCUGAAAGACUCAAAAAUAAUUUAAUGACUAUCUGUAAUAACACAGUCAAAUUAAUAUAACUAUAUCUUUGCUCUAAAUUAUUUUUUUUCUCUAUCUUAUCGAUUCAUGACCAGAUAUUUAAAUAGUUUUGCACUGUAAGAUUGUUAUUUUAUAAUUUACAUAUGAAACAUUUGGUAACUUUAUGAAUAACAAACUAAUUUUUAACUGCUGCAUUUUUAUUUUGCUUAAUUUUUGUUAUAUGUAAAACAUUGGAAGCAGUAUGAUGACGGAAAUGUACUCAAAUUGGUUUGGGUUCAUUCAGCCAUGGUCGUAUAGAAUAUUUUUAGUUUUUUUUUAUUCUUCUUUUUUAUAGUAUCUUUUACCAUCAAACAAAUUUACUAA
Messenger RNA from Adelges cooleyi (spruce gall adelgid), 2174 nucleotides. RefSeq lists its product as uncharacterized. The record is from RefSeq and is a predicted model, not a curated record. The transcript has 2 exons. Lineage: Eukaryota; Metazoa; Arthropoda; Insecta; Hemiptera; Adelgidae. The coding region runs from base 64 to 1437 and encodes 457 amino acids.